Messenger RNA from Ceratotherium simum simum (southern white rhinoceros), 1387 nucleotides. It is a transcript of the gene GPR142, whose product is annotated as G protein-coupled receptor 142. Gene Ontology annotation, biological process: G protein-coupled receptor signaling pathway. Gene Ontology annotation, cellular component: plasma membrane. The record is from RefSeq and is a predicted model, not a curated record. NCBI's taxonomy places the organism in Eukaryota, Metazoa, Chordata, Mammalia, Perissodactyla, Rhinocerotidae. Gene Ontology annotation, molecular function: G protein-coupled receptor activity.
GUGCCUCUGGAAGAACCGUGGGGCAGACAACCGCGUGGAGAGCCGGGUAGGGGUGGAGGCAGCCGGCGAUGCUGGGAAGGAGCUGCAGGGACCCCCAGAAAAGGCCACAAGGUGACCCAGGACUCAGGACUCAGGAACAUGAGACUUGAGGGAGGAGAGACAGAUGGCCAGCCACGAGCGACCCUGCUACCCACACCCAAUGGCAGUGGGCUGAGCCAGGAGCUUGAAAGCCAUUGGCCAGGGAUCCAAGAGAUGUCCCCGUGCGUGGCUGGUGUCAUCCCCGUCAUCUACUACAGCAUCCUGCUGGGCCUGGGGCUGCCUGUCAACCUCCUGACCACAGUGGCCCUGGCCCGCCUCGCCGCCCGGACCAGGAAGUCCUCCUACUACUACCUCCUGGCACUCACGGCCUCGGAUGUCGUCACCCAGGUGGUCAUCGUGUUCGUGGGCUUCCUCCUGCAGGGAGCUGUGCUGGCCCGAGAGGUGCCCCAGGCUGUGGUGCGCACGGCUAAUAUCCUACAGUUCGCCGCCAACCAUGCCUCAGUCUGGAUCGCCGUCCUGCUCACGGUCGACCGGUACAGUGCCGUGUGCCACCCCCUGCACCAUCGGGCCGCCUCAUCCCUAGGCCGGACCCGCCGGGCCAUCGCCAUUGUCCUCGGUGCUGCCCUGCUGACUGGCAUCCCUUUUUACUGGUGGCUGGAUGUGUGGAGGGAUGCGGACCCCCCAAGCACGCUGGACGAGGUCCUCAAAUGGGCUCACUGCCUCACCGUCUAUUUCAUCCCUUGUGGUGUUUUCCUGGUGGCCAACUCGGCCAUCAUCUGCCAACUGCGGAGGAGGGGCCAGAGUGGGCUGCGGCCCCGGGUGGGCAAGAGCACAGCCAUCCUCCUGGGUGUCACCACGCUCUUUGCCCUCCUUUGGGCACCCCGGAUCUUUGUCAUGCUCUACCACCUGUACGUGGCCCCUGUCUACCGGGACUGGAGGGUCCACCUGGCCUUGGAUGUGGCCAACAUGGCGGCCAUGCUCAACACAGCAGUCAACUUUGGCCUCUAUUGCUUUGUCAGCAAGACUUUCCGGGCCACUGUCCGCGAGGUCAUCCGUGAUGCCCGUCUGCCCUGCACCCUGGGGUCCCGGCCAGAGGGCGUGGUGGUAGAGCCUGUGCUGAAGCCUCCAGGGCUCCCCAAAGGGUCAGAAAUGUAGAGGAGGGGUCUAGCCGGGGAGUUUGGGGUGGCUCAGGCCCAGAUGUGCUGGGGCAUUUGUGGUUAUGCCCGCAAAACUUUAUCAACACCCUACUUUGCAAUCUGGGGGUGGGGAGAGAGGCUCCUUCCUUUGGGGGUGGCUCCCCAGGUAGAGGGGAGGACAAUUUAUCCAACCCUUACCUUAGCUUCACUAG